AUGGGCUUCACGAAUUUGAUAAACAUGUGCUCGCACCUCCAAAACGCCUCGCGCGCCCGCCUCGGCAUGACCUCCAUAGUCAACACGAAGCACAACCUCAACCUCGCCAUGGCCCUGCACCGCGCGGGCUUCAUCUCCUCCGUCUACCGCGGCGGCCCGUCGCCGCCGAAUCCUGAGCAGAUGUCGGAGCCGCCGGUACCCAUCACCACCGCCAACGCGGCCACCCGCCGCCUGUGGCUCGGACUGAAGUACUGGAACAACGAGCCCGUCCUGAACGGCUUGAGAACAGUCACCAAGCCUAAGCGGCCCAUCAACAUCAAAAUCGAGGACUUGGAACAGGUUGUGAGAGGGUUCACCAGCAAAAACGGCCUGAUCAAGGGGCUCGUGAUGGGAGAGUGUAUGUUCAUCUCUACGGACAAGGGCGUAUUGGAGGCGAGAGAGGCGCUGGCCAGGAAAGUGGGCGGUAUGGUGCUGUGCCGAGCGAAGUAA
This is a messenger RNA of Colletotrichum karsti, 489 nucleotides long. RefSeq names its product 40s ribosomal protein s8. Lineage: Eukaryota; Fungi; Ascomycota; Sordariomycetes; Glomerellales; Glomerellaceae. Gene Ontology annotation, cellular component: ribosome; mitochondrion. The record is from RefSeq and is a predicted model, not a curated record. Gene Ontology annotation, molecular function: structural constituent of ribosome. The transcript has a single exon. Gene Ontology annotation, biological process: translation. Bases 1 to 489 code for a protein of 162 amino acids.